Messenger RNA from Nematolebias whitei (Rio pearlfish), 1991 nucleotides. RefSeq names its product cell division cycle 25B (gene cdc25b). NCBI's taxonomy places the organism in Eukaryota, Metazoa, Chordata, Actinopteri, Cyprinodontiformes, Rivulidae. Gene Ontology annotation, biological process: protein dephosphorylation; G2/M transition of mitotic cell cycle; positive regulation of G2/M transition of mitotic cell cycle. Gene Ontology annotation, cellular component: nucleus; cytoplasm. The record is from RefSeq and is a predicted model, not a curated record. The transcript has 15 exons. The coding region runs from base 105 to 1832 and encodes 575 amino acids. Gene Ontology annotation, molecular function: protein tyrosine phosphatase activity.
GGUUAGCGUAGAGUCUUGUCUGCGCUGCUCUUCUGGCAUGAUCGUACGAUCCGCAGCUCAAGUUAAAUUUAUCAAGGAGUUACACCGAUUGGAUAGCAGCAAAGAUGGAGACCUGUUUUAGCAACACUAGCCCGCUAAAAACCGCCUUUAAUGCCAGGCCCGAUGGGAUCCCCGGGCUUUCCUCGCUUGUUCUACCGGAUGUGAGCACAAAGACUUCGCACUGCAGGACUCUGUUCUCCCCUGGUCCGGCGGCGGUGCUGUCUCCGGUGACCAAUUUGGCUCUGGACAUGAACAAUUUAAUUGGACUCGGAAGCCAGUGUGACACCCCGAAAAGAAGGAAAAAUGCAGCCCUUGACAAGAUCCCCUCGUUUGCCUCUGAUGUGUCAUCUGAUGCCGGCCUUGGUUUGGAUCUCCCCAGCCCUGUUGAUGGGGAACUGGAAGACGCGUUUGAAAAGGCCAUUCAGCAGUCAAGCAAAGUUAUUAAUGAGAAGAUGCCAAUUCGAAGAAUCAACUCACUGCCACUCCAGCUCCUGGGCUUCAGUCCGUGUCUGAAAGGACAAGAAUCGGACUCUAAACGUUAUGGAAUAUUCGGUCAUCAACCAUCUCAACUAAAUUCCUCAUCCAUCUCUCAAGAUGACAACAAAGAGAACAUGCCAGAGGGAAGUUUUGAAUUCAAAAAACCAUCCAAGCCCGUGUCACGGAGUCGUGUGCGAUCCUUCAGUAGUGAACGCGAUGGCUUUGCUCUCCGACCCAGCUCAGCGCCCGCUCUCAUGUUGUCCUCGCUUCCUGCAGUCCAGCAGCUCGACUUGUUUGAUUCAAGCCCCGGGUCUCUGAGACGCUCGUCCCUCGCCUCCUCUCUAAACGACUAUGAGGAUGAUGGCUUUUUAGAGAUACUUGAGGACAACAUGGAGCAGGACGACUCAGGGAUGCCAUCAGGGAUGGCAAACUUGCUCACUGCGCCGCUGAUGUCUGACAGCAUGGGGGAUGACUCUCCUGUAAUCCGCUGUCGGCCACGCAGCCUGUUUCGUUCCCCCUCUAUGCCCAGUCCAGUGUCCCGUCCCUCUGCAAAGCGCCCUGACUGCCCAGCCGAUGAAAACACGCCUGUUCGAGUAAAGAGACGACGGAGCCUGGCAGGAACCCAAGUCACCACCCUGGAACAAAACACUGAAUCUCCAAGAAUGAGCUGUUUCCUGCUCCAAAGGUCCAAGUCUUUCUGUCAAGCAGAGAUAGAAAAGUUGCUUGAUGGGCAGAGUGGCUCUAAUGAAUUAAUAGGAGAUUUCACUAAGCCUUUUGUGUUUCCCACAGUGCCGGGAGAUCAUCAAGACCUCAAAUACAUUACGUCAAAAAUGAUGGAGGCAGCCCUGACCGGCCAGUUUGAUCAUCUAAUUGAGCGGAUCAUCCUCAUCGACUGCCGCUAUCCCUACGAGUUUGAAGGUGGACACAUCAAAGGAGCUCUAAACCUGCACCAGGAAGACCAGGUGGAGAAUUUUCUCUUGAGAGCCCCUACUGUCCCAUCCUGCCCAGACAAGCGUGUUGUCGUCAUCUUCCACUGUGAGUUCUCAUCGGAACGUGGCCCUAAAAUGUGCCGCUUCAUCAGGGCCCAAGACCGCGCCAUGAAUGACUACCCAUACCUCCACUAUCCUGAGCUCUACAUCCUCAAGGGUGGAUACAAAAACUUCUUCCCUCAUUUUCAGUCCCAGUGUGAGCCUCAGUCCUACCGACCCAUGCUCCACGAAGACUUCAAGGAGGACCUGAGGAAGUUUCGCCAGAAAAGUCGCACUUGGGCUGGGGAGCGCAGCAAGAGAGACAUGUACAGUCGCUUGAACAAGUGACCGUCCAAAGUGGCCGGCCGUGACCACAUUCAGCACGACCUCCUCACGGAGCCCAAGGCCUCACCCACCAGCAGCAACGGGCCAUUUUUUAAGGUCCCAAAGUUUUAUCUGGAAGAAGGUUAGAAGAAAUUUUAAAGAAAGGAAAGAUGUGAACUGAGG